Messenger RNA from Drosophila bipectinata, 2819 nucleotides. Its product is annotated as endoplasmic reticulum metallopeptidase 1. Gene Ontology annotation, biological process: proteolysis. Lineage: Eukaryota; Metazoa; Arthropoda; Insecta; Diptera; Drosophilidae. Gene Ontology annotation, molecular function: metalloexopeptidase activity. The record is from RefSeq and is a predicted model, not a curated record.
UCAGUUGCGCGUUAGCCGGCCGAGCGAGCGGUUGGCCCUAGAAUCUUGACCAGGAGGAAUAUCCGGAACCCGGUGGAAUGAGUGGCUCGGAGAAGAACGUGCGGCGGCGCGUCAUUACGCCGACCAGUGAUCCGCAUAAUACGGAUCCCCUCCUCAGACCCCGCAGCUCGCAGCAGUAUGAGACCCAACCCAAUGGCUGUGAGCGAGCCUUUAUCCAGCACAACAAAAUCAAGUGGUACUGGGCACCCGCUUUCUUUGGAUUCUGGCUGCUCUUGUACGUCACCAUCUCGAUCCCCGCCUGCCAUCACCUGCCCCGCCCUCUUACCAUUCAGGAUGAGGCCAAGCACCCGGAUCAGUUUAUUGCCGAGCGGGCGGAGAACAAUCUGCGGGAUCUGGUGAGCCUGGGACCCCGUGUCGUGGGCAGUCGCACCAACGAGAUGGCCGCCUUGAAACUCCUCUCUGAGAAAACUCACAAAAUCAAGUCUGGAACAGCCAACGAAAUCGAGGUUGAUGUACAAGUUGCUUCUGGCAGCUAUGUCCAUUGGUCUAUGGUCAACAUGUACCAAAGCAUCCAAAACAUUGUGGUCAAGGUUAGCCCCAGGGGAACCAACAGUACCACUUGGCUAUUGGUGAACAGCCAUUACGACUCGGUGCCAGCGGGUCCUGGUGCCGGCGACGAUGCCUCCAUGGUGGCCACAAUGAUGGAGGUACUCCGUGUUUUGGUUAACUCCGAGAAGCCCCUGAAGAAUCCCGUGGUGUUCCUGUUCAACGGAGCUGAGGAGAACCCUCUACAGGCUUCCCAUGCAUUCAUCACCCAGCACAAGUGGGCCAAAUACUGCAAAGCUCUUAUUAACCUCGAUUCCUGCGGCAAUGGCGGUCGGGAGAUUCUCUUCCAAUCGGGUCCCAAUCACCCCUGGCUGAUGAAGAAUUACAGACGCGCCAUUAAGCAUCCUUAUGCCUCCACCAUGGGCGAGGAGAUGUUCCAAAACAACAUGAUUCCCUCGGACACCGAUUUCCGUAUCUUCCGCGAUCAUGGUGCUGUUCCUGGACUGGAUAUGGCUUAUACAUACAAUGGAUAUGUUUACCACACGCGUCACGACAAGGCUGAGAUCUUUCCCAGAGGUAGUCUCCAGCAUACUGGUGAUAAUCUGCUGGCUUUGGUCAGGGAGAUUGCGAAUUCUCCCGAGUUGGAAGACUCUUCGAAAUAUGCCGAAGGACACACCAUCUACUUCGAUGUGAUGGGCUGGUUCUUGGUCUUCUACACUGAAACCGAAGGAGUAAUCUUCAAUGUGAUUGUGUCCCUGGCGGCCAUUGGUCUUAUUGGUUUCGCCUUCAAGCUGAUGUCCGUGAGCUCUGGCAUUCGUCUGGAGAAGAUCCUGAAGCGGGUGUUGCACACUUUCUUUGUGAACUUGCUGUCUGUACUGGUGUCGGCUAUUAUACCAGUUCUUCUGGGUCUGUUCAUGGACGCUGUACAUCUGCCAAUGUCCUGGUUCUCGAACUCUUGGCUCAUCUUGGGCCUAUACUUCACCACCUUUUUCUUUGGAUUUGCCAUUGUGCCAGCUAUGUACUUCCACUGGACCAAGUUUGACAAGCUGCCCAUCGGCCAGAGAGUUCAGAUCUUGCUGCACUGCCAUUGCUUGCUUUUGGCUAUUCUUACUCUGAUAUUCACCAUUUGUGGCAUCCGUUCUGUUUUCGUUCUGACUCUGAGCUGUCUGUUCUACACUGUGGGUCUGAUCGUCAACAUUGCCACCAAACUGCACAGCAAAGAUGUCGCCUGGGUCAUUCCUCACAUUGUUUGCCUUAUUCCGCCCUUUGUUUUCUUUGCCUAUUUCUCGCACGGAUUCUUUACCACUUUUAUUCCCAUGUUCGGUCGCUUCGGGGAGAAUCUUAACCCGGAUUUGGCCGUGGCUAUUUUCAGCGUAGCUGUUGGCUUCCUCUGCUGCGGCUUUAUCCUCCCAGUCCUGCAGUUGUUCAACAAAUCCAAGACAAUCAUCUGUGGUCUGCUCGGCAUUACCGCGAUUUGCUUUAUCAUUGCACUAACUCCCGCUGGAUUCCCCUAUCGCCCGGAGACCAAUGUUCAGCGUUUCGCAGUUCUGCACGCCAAGCGUACUUUCCAUGACGCCGACAACAAAAUUCGUCGCCAAGAAUCCGGUUACUUCAUCAUGCCCCAGGACAGACGCACUUACACCGUUAAAAAUGAUGUUAUCAACAUGACUCUUGCCCAAAGAAUUGGAGAUGAUUGCGAAAAGGAAAUCAAUUGUGGGCUUCCCUUAUACAACCAGCGUUGGCACAAAACUAGAAAGAACAGCUUAUGGAUUCCCGCCUCGGAGCCAAUUCUGGGCGAUGAUCUGCCAACCGUCAAGGUGAUCUCCAAGAAAGAACUUUCCGCCACAAAGAUUCGCUAUGACAUGACAUUAACUGGUCCCAAUCACAUGGCUGUUUUUGUUCAGCCUUUGAAUGGAGCUUUUAUCACAAACUGGUCCUUCCAUCAGGCUCCUUUGCGUUUGAGAUUUGACCCGCCCUACUUCAUUUACUUCUCCUGGGGUGUCAAUGGAGAUCCCCUCAAGUUCUGGAUAGAACUAGAGAAACCCAAUGGAAACUUCAACUCCUCCACUCUGGAGCUAGGCCUGGGAGGACACUGGACCCACCACAAGGACAUGUUGACACCUGAUUUUAAGAAAUUCCUUGACAGUUUCCCUAAAUACACAGAUGCCACACCAUGGCCGGCUUCAUUUGAGAGCUGGAUCUACUAGAUUAUGAAAAUAUGUAGAUUUUAUUAUUGUUAAGUAAAGAAACAGACAAAUAUUGAGACAAUUCGA